Diospyros lotus (date-plum) is the source of this 5564-nucleotide messenger RNA. Its product is annotated as pentatricopeptide repeat-containing protein At3g53360, mitochondrial. Gene Ontology annotation, biological process: RNA modification. The transcript has 2 exons. NCBI's taxonomy places the organism in Eukaryota, Viridiplantae, Streptophyta, Magnoliopsida, Ericales, Ebenaceae. The record is from RefSeq and is a predicted model, not a curated record. Gene Ontology annotation, molecular function: protein binding; RNA binding. The coding region runs from base 2386 to 4668 and encodes 760 amino acids.
AACCAUUAAUUUAUGUGCUCCUUUUUCUGAAUUUAUUGUUUUUCCAUCUUGCAAUUGGAUUCACUUCGAUAUCUUAAACUUUUCUCCAUGUGAUCAUGUACUUGAAUCGACGAUGAUCUCUGUUAUUCAGAUGUUGUUUUGUUUGUUAAUCUGGUGCCUCAUCUGUUUUUGGUUGUAAUGUUAACAUGGUUGGCUUUUGCGUGCUUUCUGUUUGACAAAUUGCUCACAAUAGGAGAGAUUACAGGUGGAUUGUAGGUUAUACUUAGUUUGAAAAUUAUGAGCACACCUCACUCUUGGACCUAUUCUUUUUAAUGCUCUGCUUGAUAGAUUCUCUGGCAUGAAAUUUGAAGGUUAUUUAUUGUCUUGGGUUUGAGUCGUGGAAACAACCUUUAUGCGAAAAAAGCAAGGGGAAGUCUGUCCAAAUUACUUUCCCCUGAGAAAAGUCGGAAGCCUCGUAUGGUGAGGAGAGGACACCCUUUUAUUUAUUGUCUUAUCUGGGCAAUUUGGACAAGUCCUAGGCAGUUUGGUAUGUUGGUAGUCUAAUAAUAUGAUACGACUAUGCUUACUAGAUCCAUGGUGUCUAGAAAUAAUGUUUUCCCUUUGUUGGUAGGAGCAAACUGCUUUCCAAUUUCUACUCAGACUUAUGAGGGCACAUGUGUAUCCACAAAAUUGCUGUGUAAUGUAUUGACGAGGCCUCAUUUGGUUGCUCAAUGUAGAAAUUCUGACUCUGUCAAGUCCACUUGGAAAUCUUUUGGUUUGUCAAUGCAAUUAAGCCUUAUGGCCUCCAUGUCUCUCUAUUUCUAUUAUUGUUUAAAACCAUAAUACAGAUUUAUCACAUGCAGAUACAACUUCAUGCAUACCUGUAUAUGCCCUGGCAUGCAUGCGCACACCCAUGAGUGCAUGAAAACACAAAAGUUUGCUUUAACAGCCCAAAUUGAGUCCUGAAUGUCCACAAUUUUAGUGAGUCAGUGUUAUUCAGAAUUAGAACUGAACCACAUAGCUAUUGAAUUUCUUUUAUUAUAUCUUGCUAUUUAUUCAGAAUGGUAGCAGAAGAUUGUACAAGUAUGCUCUGUACGUCCCAUUUACUCAGUGUCUCUCCUAAUUAUUUAAAGAUAAGUACAAGAAAAUAUGUUAUUACAUUGUUCACAUGGACAUAAGCAGAUGCACAUAUCUGUACCCUCACGAUUGGCCCCACAAAUUGCAGUUGAGAAUCUUCUUUUUAUGUUUUUUCCCCCUUGUAUGUGGUUUUGGAGGUUGGAGACAGUUUGGAUUAUCUUAGAGCAUAUUAUCCUUUAUAAACUCUGAAUUAUUUGAGUUUCAGCUAAAAAUUGUUGUGCAUGGGAUCCUUCAGGCUUUCCAAACUUGAUAAGUCACCAGCUUAUUGUAAUUGGUCUGUAAUUAUUGAUUACUCUCUCUGGCAACAAAUUUAGCCAGCCCCCAACGUAUGGAAAAGUCCUUUUCAUUACCACUAGAUGCAAGGGCCUAUAAUUUUCCUGUCUGAAAAUGAAUUGGAACUCAGGACCAAGGUCUUGUUUCAUGUAAUGAAGUGUUGUCAACAAAAUUUAAGAACAAGUAGCAGGAGGUAUGGUUUAAUGUUUGCUGGGAACUACUUUGGAGAGUGGUUUCUGCCCCUCCUUGUCCCUGGGCGAAACUGGAUUCAUAUAACUACCAAUGACUUGCAACUGAACACCCAAUUAUGAAGUCUUUGUGUGUCAGAAGUUAGAUAUAUAUUAUGUUUCAAGUAUAUCUUAUAUCUUGAAUUCAUAUGCGAUCUGAAGAAGGCAAUUAUAGUUUUUAUGGCUCACUCAAAUCCGCUCAGCAGCAAAGGUUCAGGACACAGAAGAAUUGCAACAGUUUCCUUGUGUGUUCAAUUGCUUCUCUUACUUGCAAUCAACUAAUUGAAAUUUUUUUGUAAUGUUGUUAUUUCUUUAUAUUUUGGUCCUAAUAUCCACUUUAUUUGUCUACCAAUGGUUUACUUGAUUCAUUUACAUGCUUGUGCUGUUAUCUUUUCAUUCUUAUUUUGCCAACUGUUAAGUUGGAUUUAGCUGCUCAUGCAGUUAUCUUGAUUUGAUGUUAUCUCUUGCAGCUGAUUGGAAUUUAAGGAACUUGUGAUAAUGGGUUGAGGUGGCACGAAAAAUAAGUUGUUAACUUUCAUUAUGUGAGGCUUUUCUAGGUGGCUUCAGUACUUCUCUUUCUAGAAACAUUUGGUGCUUCAGCUACUUUACGUGGGUGUGACGAGCAUUGGAGUAAUAUACUGUGGCAAUGCAUUAUUCAAUAUUGAGGACUUUCUAUCUUCUUCUUUCUAUGGUCUGUGCCAUUGUAAUCUUGUGUUUUCAUAAUGGUGACACUUCUUCCUGGUUUGUUGGCCUCUAAGCAGCAUAAAUAAUGAUGAGUAGCUUGAGACCUCACUUGCAGUUUACCAUUAACAAUGUUAAAUCUGUUGUCCAACCAACUUUUUUUCCAAAUUACUUCAAGACCGAGCAGUCAAGCAAUGAUUAUAUAAGCUCCUUGUGCAGGCAAAACGUUUUCAAGCAAGCUUUAGAGGCAUUUGACUUCUUGCAAAAACAUACAAACUGUAUUGUAAGACCCAGCACCUAUGCCCAUCUGGUGUCUGCCUGCUCUUCUUUGAGGUCUGUAGAACAAGGAAGAAAGAUCCAUAACCAUAUGCUGACUAAGGGCUGUCAGCCAGAUAUGAUUCUUCAGAAUCAUCUUCUUAAUAUGUAUGGGAAAUGUGGGGCCUUGGAGGAUGCUCGAAGGAUUUUUGAUGAGAUGCCACAAAGAAAUGUGGUCUCCUGGACUUCUGUAAUUGCUGGAUACUCACAGCAUGGACAAGAAGUUGAGGCAAUAAGGCUAUAUUUCCAAAUGAGACAAUCGGGCAUUCCAUCAGACCAGUUUACAUUUGGAAGCAUAAUAAGAGCUUGCUCCAAUUUGAGUGCCAUUGAGCUUGGGAAGCAGUUGCAUGCCCAUGUCAUUAAAUCAAAGUUUGGCUCCCACCUUAUUGCACAAAAUGCUUUGAUUGCAAUGUAUGUGAGAUAUGGUCAAAUUGAUAGUGCAUUGGAUGUAUUUUCUCGUAUUACAGAAAAGGACCUAAUUUCAUGGAGUUCAAUAAUUGCAGGAUUUUCACAACUCGGUUAUGAAUCAGAAGCUUUGAACCAUUUCAAAAAACUACUCUCUCAAGGUGCUUACCAGCCAAAUGAAUUCGCUUUUGGCAGUGCUUUUCAUGCUUGUGGCAGUCUCCUACAACCAGAAUCUGGGAGACAGAUACACGGGAUGAGUAUAAAAUUUGGGCUAGGGGGUGACACCUAUGCUGUUAGCUCACUCAGUGAUAUGUACGCAAAAUGUGGUCUCCUGGACUCUGCGAAAACAGCAUUCUUUCAGAUAGAGAGACCUGAUAUGGUGUCUUGGAAUACAAUUAUUGCAGGGUUUGCAUAUGGUGGUGACACUGAAGAAGCACUGUUGUUUUUUUCUCGGAUGAGAUACCUGGGGUUAAACCCAGAUGAUAUCACAGUUCGCUCCCUGCUUUGUGCUUGCACAAGCCAAGUUACCUUAACUCAAGGUUUGCAGAUACACUCCUAUGUUGUUAAACUGGGUUUUGAUUUAGAUAUAACAGUGUGUAACACUUUACUUUCAAUGUAUGCUAAGUGUUCAAGCCUUCGUGUUACAUUUAAAAUGUUCAAUGAAGUAAGGACCCAUGCAGAUUUAGUUUCCUGGAAUACUAUUCUUACUGCAUGCAUGCAGUACAACCAGCCUGGGGAAGUUUUCCCAUUAUUGAAAAUGAUGCUUUUAUCUCAAAAUAACCCCGAUUAUAUUACUUUAGUUGGUGUACUGGGAGCUUGUGGUGAAAUAGCCUCUCUAGAAAUGGGGGAUCAAGUUCACUGCCUUGCCAGAAAAACUGGGCUCUGCCUCAAUAUCUCAGUUGCAAAUGGAUUAAUUGACAUGUACAUGAAGUGUGGCUCUCUAGGGAGUUCUCAGAAGCUCUUUGAUUCCAAUGGAAGCCUCGAUGUUGCCUCCUGGAGUAGUUUGAUUGUGGGUUAUGCUCAGUUUGGAUAUGGAGAGGAAGCUCUUAAACUCUUUAAGAAAAUGAUAAGUUCAGGUCUCAAGCCAAAUCAAGUUACAUUUGUUGGGGCUCUAACUGCUUGCAGUUAUGUUGGAUUGGUAGAAGAAGGUCUGCAGCUUUAUAGUGCUAUGGAAAAGGAUCAUGGAGUUUUACCUACAAGAGAGCACUGUUCUUGUGUUGUUGACUUGCUUGCUCGUGCUGGACAUUUAAAUGAAGCAGAAGCUUUUGUCAAUCAAGUACCAUUUGAUCCUGAUGUGGUAAUGUGGAAGAUACUGCUAGCUGCUUGUAAGAAGCAUAAUAAUGUUGAGGUUGGAAAACGAGCUGCUGAAAAUAUUCUCAAAAUUGAUCCCUCUAAUUCUGCUGCUCAUGUGCUACUUUGCAAUAUACAUGCUUCUGAGAACAAUUGGAAAGAUGUUGCUAAAAUCCGGACCUUGAUGAAGCAAAGGAAUGUCAAGAAAGUUCCUGGUCAAAGUUGGAUUGAAGUUAAAGACUGUAUCCAUGUUUUCUUGGCAGAAGAUAGUUUACAUCCCGAAACAAACAAGAUAUACUCAAUCCUAGAGGAACUCUGGUUGCAGAUGCUGGAUGCUGGUUAUAUUCCUUCAAAAUAUUAGCUUCAUGGUUGAACAACAGUUGGUUAAAUGAUGAUAUGAUCUUCAGGUUACACAUUCAGCCAGGUUUUCAGGAAGUUCUGGUUUCAUCAUAGAUUUUUUUUGGUCAUCCUGUUGAAAGAAGAUUGGAGGUACUCCUUGCCAAUUAUGCCGGUGGCUUUAACACUUCUCUCAUUACACCCGACUAUGGCUUUUGGCAUCACACAUGAGACUUUGGCAGAUAAAGGAAUGAGGCAAUCAACAAGGUGCUGUCAAUAAUACCAUCACCAUUUAAAUGCAGGGUCUCUGAAUAGUAAGUUAAACAAAUACCAACAGAACAUGAAAAUUGUCAUUAUAAUUUUUCUCAUUGUAAAAUCACUAACGUCGGGGUGCAUUUUGGUCACAAUGAUAAGGUUUCUCGUUUGUAAUCCGAAGGUCAUAUCUUCAAGUUGUGGAAACAGCCUCAGCCUCUUUAUAGAAAAUCAAGGAGAAUGUUAUAUACAAAUACGAUCCUCCUCCAACUCUUGAAAAGCAGUCUAGUAGUACUGAUGAUUGAUGGAUAGGUAGCUGGAGUAAAUCAGCAUCCUCUGUAAGCCUCUGUAUAUGCCAUUGGAGAGAGCCCCAGCCACCCCCUUCAGCACUUGGAGACGUUCCAAAUGACUCUCAGCAAGUUGGCCAGUAUUGCAGGUCUAGAAAAUUGGGCUAAAGAGCAAGCCACCUGACAUUCAUGUCAGGUCUGCUUCCAGUCUUGAUGAUAUAUCUUCUGGGGAAGACACUAUUUGAUUAAUGCCAAAUUCAUGUAAUGUAAAUUAGAUGAAUGAAUAAUUUAGAAACAGACAAAAAACACAUAUGUAUCAUUUUCGCCGAGGAUAUGAACAAAUAACUGCCAAGAAUAACUAAAAUCUCACGCUAAUUUUGUU